Messenger RNA from Pan troglodytes (chimpanzee), 2833 nucleotides. RefSeq names its product NIM1 serine/threonine protein kinase (gene NIM1K). The transcript is spliced from 7 exons. Gene Ontology annotation, biological process: microtubule cytoskeleton organization; protein phosphorylation; intracellular signal transduction. The record is from RefSeq and is a predicted model, not a curated record. Gene Ontology annotation, cellular component: cytoplasm. NCBI's taxonomy places the organism in Eukaryota, Metazoa, Chordata, Mammalia, Primates, Hominidae. Gene Ontology annotation, molecular function: tau-protein kinase activity; ATP binding. The coding region runs from base 1402 to 2712 and encodes 436 amino acids.
AGGCCGGCGUCCGGGUGCACUACAGGCCCCCCGUCCCUCCUUCCCCAGGCCAGCCCCUCGCUCCGGAUUGGUCCUUCAGGAAACGCUGUGGGGCGUCUCGGUCCCCGCUGCGGAGCCGGCCUAGGCUGGAGGGCGGGGUUUGCCCUGGGCCGCUGCCGGUCAGGUCGGCCGCCCCUGACAGCUCCGGGAGCCUCAAGCGCGACAGCGGCGCCCUCACCUCGGGACAUCCACACACCGACCGCUCCUGCUCCAGAGGCAACCACCCAGCGCGCCUAGCCUGGCGCCGUGCAGCGAAGCCCAAGAGCUGGCCUCGCCACGAAGGAAUAUUAGAAGCUCCAGGACUCCUUGAUACGACCAGGAAAAGAUCGCAACCGGGUCUUUAAAAUAUCGAUUCCAGCCAGCUUCUGCGUGCUUGACACAUCUUGGCAGAUGGAGAAGUCAAGGCAAUAGUUCUGACAAGUUUGGAAGUUACACAAAUCGCGUUUGCAAUUGAGGCCGCGGGAAUCCAAAAGGGAAACAAACGAAACCAGAUGAAAAAAAGUGAUUCCAAGUCAAGAUUUCAAAUAGGAAUCUAAGAGAUGGGGUCUCACUGUGUUGCCUAGGCUGGUCUUGAGCUCCUGGACUCAAACCAUCCACCCAUCUCGGUCUCCCAAAGUGCUGGGAUUAUAGGUGUGAGCCACCACAACCAGCCUAUUUUCUUUUUAAAGGAUGAACCAGCCAAAUUUUCAAGACAGCUCACGGCUUAGAGGAAGGUUCAUCUAAAUAAAGGCCGGCUAAAGUGACAUUGCAGGGAUUAAAUCCUUCUUUGGCUGCCUGUGUGACCAGAAGGCUUAUUUGCAAGUUUCUUCUUUCCUGGGGUCCAGAUUAUUAGGUCUCCAGCGCCCUGCAGCUUGACAGAAAGAGAAGCAUGAAAUGAAGGUCAGAGAUGAGAUCCCGCGGCAGGGACUUGGGGGCCUCCCAGGGGCAUUUACACACCAGAAUGCAAGAUUCUCUGGCCAUCAAGGGAAAUAGCAAACAGAAGCCUUUGUCCUGGGGCACAGCCACCUACCACAAAGCAUCAGACUCCACGUCUGGUCAGAAAGUUCCUGGAGUCCCAUCAGGCCAGUGGGUAUGUAACAUGUGCCUAAUUGUACAGCUAGAGCCUGCAAGUUCAGCGUGAGGGAAGGUGGGAAAUGUCUUGAGUGAGGCGAGCAGCUCCUGGCUGGGCUGGGCAGACUCAGCUACCACGUUCACUGCCUUCCUCUCACUAAAGCCGAGAGGGAGGCUGCUCAGCUCUCAGGAAAACUCUUUUGAACCCUGGGCACCUGCUGUCCUCAGUUGGCAUCUCCCACCCUCUGAGCCUCUUCUGCUCCUGCACAACCUGCCUCUUCACUGAGAUGGAGACGUGAGCCCCCGUGGACAAUGACUGCAGUGUAUAUGAAUGGAGGUGGCCUGGUGAACCCCCACUAUGCCCGGUGGGAUCGGCGCGACAGUGUAGAAAGUGGCUGUCAGACCGAGAGCAGCAAGGAGGGUGAGGAGGGACAGCCCCGCCAGCUGACGCCCUUCGAGAAACUGACACAGGACAUGUCCCAGGAUGAGAAGGUGGUGAGGGAGAUCACGCUGGGGAAACGGAUAGGCUUCUACCGAAUUCGAGGGGAAAUCGGAAGUGGAAACUUCUCCCAAGUGAAGCUCGGGAUUCACUCCCUAACCAAAGAAAAGGUGGCCAUUAAGAUCCUGGACAAGACCAAGUUAGACCAGAAAACCCAGAGGCUACUAUCCCGAGAAAUCUCCAGCAUGGAAAAGCUGCACCAUCCCAACAUCAUCCGCCUUUACGAAGUAGUGGAGACCCUAUCCAAGCUGCACUUGGUGAUGGAGUAUGCAGGGGGUGGGGAGCUCUUCGGAAAAAUUAGCACUGAGGGGAAGCUCUCUGAACCAGAAAGCAAGCUCAUCUUCUCCCAGAUUGUGUCUGCCGUGAAGCACAUGCAUGAAAACCAAAUUAUUCAUAGAGAUCUGAAAGCAGAAAAUGUAUUCUAUACCAGUAAUACUUGUGUGAAGGUGGGCGAUUUUGGAUUCAGCACAGUAAGCAAAAAAGGUGAAAUGCUGAACACUUUCUGUGGGUCUCCUCCCUACGCUGCGCCUGAACUCUUCCGGGACGAGCACUACAUUGGCAUUUACGUGGAUAUCUGGGCCUUGGGGGUGCUUUUGUACUUCAUGGUGACUGGCACCAUGCCAUUUCGGGCAGAAACCGUGGCCAAACUAAAAAAGAGCAUCCUCGAGGGCACAUACAGUGUACCACCGCACGUGUCAGAGCCCUGCCACCGACUCAUCCGAGGAGUCCUUCAGCAGAUCCCCACGGAGAGGUACGGAAUCGACUGCAUCAUGAAUGAUGAAUGGAUGCAAGGGGUGCCAUACCCUACACCUUUGGAACCUUUCCAACUGGAUCCCAAACAUUUGUCGGAAACCAGCACUCUCAAGGAAGAAGAAAAUGAGGUCAAAAGCACUUUAGAACAUUUGGGCAUUACAGAAGAGCAUAUUCGAAAUAACCAAGGGAGAGAUGCUCGCAGCUCAAUCACAGGGGUCUAUAGAAUUAUUUUACAUAGAGUCCAAAGGAAGAAGGCUUUGGAAAGUGUCCCAGUCAUGAUGCUACCAGACCCUAAAGAAAGAGACCUCAAAAAAGGGUUCCGUGUCUACAGAGGGAUAAGACACACAUCCAAAUUUUGCUCGAUUUUAUAAAUUGCACUAGACUGCUUGUAAUUAACCAAGAGGAUUGUUGCUGCUUCUAAAUUUUUUUCAAGGACAACUUGAGUGGAGACAUUUUUGUAAUUUUUAAAUAAACUUAAAUUUGAGAUAUGCA